Molecule: messenger RNA, 237 nt
Organism: Aspergillus calidoustus
Lineage: Eukaryota; Fungi; Ascomycota; Eurotiomycetes; Eurotiales; Aspergillaceae
Source: the annotation of a GenBank genome assembly
AUGGCACGUCUCUCUGGUCUCCAGAGGGAAGUCUUGUCUCUUUAUCGCAAAUGUCUCCGGGAGAUUCGGAAGAAGCCCGUCGAUUCAAGAAGCAAUUUUAAGUCUUACGCGCGGGCGGAAUUCAACAAGCAUCUAUCCGUGAGCAAAAAGGACUUUAACGCGAUCGAAUACCUCCUGCGCAAAGGAGCAAGGCAACUUGAGAUGUACUCGUCUCCUGGGAUUCGCAAUAUCCGAUAG